Molecule: messenger RNA, 1303 nt
Organism: Porites lobata
Lineage: Eukaryota; Metazoa; Cnidaria; Anthozoa; Scleractinia; Poritidae
Source: the annotation of a GenBank genome assembly
GAUCUACCGAUCCAUAGAUCUACAGAUCUACUGAUCUACAGAUCCAAGGAUCUAGCGAUCUAUCGGUCUACAGAUCUACUGAUCCAAUGAUCUACAGAUCCAGCGAUCUAAUCCAUUGAUUUAGCGAUCUACCGAUCCAUAGAUCUACGGAUCUACUGAUCUAUUGAUCUACAGUUCCACCGAUCUAUCGUUUCAGCGAUCUACAGAUCUUCUGAUCUAUUGAUCUACAGUUCCACCGAUCUAUCGAUCCGAGGAUCUAUAGAUCCACUGAUCCAUUGAUCUACAGAUCUACCAAUAUACCGAUCCAUUGAUAUAUAGAUCUACUGAUACAUUGAUCUACAGAUCCACCAAUCUAGCCAUGUAGCGAUCCAUCUAUCUACUGUUCUACUGAUCCAUUGAUCUACAGAUCCACCGAUCUAGAGAUCUAGCGAUCCAUCGAUCUACUGGUCUACUGAUCCAUUGAUCUACAGAUCCACCGAUCUAGCGAUCUAGCCAUCCAUCGAUCUACCGAUCUACUGAUCCAUUGAUCUAGCGAUCUACCGAUCCAUAGAUCUACAGAUCUACUGCUCUAUUGAUUUACAGAUCCAACGAUCUAUGCCAUCUAUCGAUCUACAGAUCUAAUGAUCCACUGAUCUACAGAUCCACCGAUCUAGCGAUCCAUCGAUCUACCGAUCCAUUGUUUUAGCGAUCUACCGAUGCAUAGAUCUACAGAUCUACUGAUCCAUUGAUCUACAGAUCCAGCGAUCUAGCGAUCUAGCGAUCUACUAAUCCAUUGAUUUAGCGAUCUACCGAUCCAUAGAUCUACGGAUCUACUGAUCUAUUGAUCUACAGUUCCACCGAUCUAUCGCUUCAUCGAUCUACAGAUCUUCUCAUCCAUUGAUUCACAGAUCUAGCGAUCUAUCGAUCCAAGGAUCCAUAGAUCCGCUUAUCCAUUCAUCUACAGAUCUACCAAUAUACCGAUCCAUUGAUCUAUAGAUCUAAUGAUACAUUGAUCUACAGAUCCACCAAUCUAGCGAUCUAGCGAUCCAUUGAUCUACUGGUCUACUGAUCCAUUGAUCUACAGAUCCACCGAUCUAGCGAUCUAGCCAUCCACCGAUCUACCGAUCUACUGAUCCAUUGAUCUAGCGAUCUACCGAUCCAUAGAUCUACAGAUCUACAGUUCCACCGAUCUAUCGCUUCAUCGAUCUACAGAUCUUCUCAUCCAUUGAUUCACAGAUCUAGCGAUCUAUCGAUCCAAGGAUCCAUAGAUCCCCUUAUCCAUUCAUUUACAGAUCUACCAAUAUACCGAUCCAUUGAUCUAUAG